Durio zibethinus is the source of this 2981-nucleotide messenger RNA. Its product is annotated as pyruvate, phosphate dikinase, chloroplastic-like. The record is from RefSeq and is a predicted model, not a curated record. Gene Ontology annotation, biological process: phosphorylation; pyruvate metabolic process. Gene Ontology annotation, molecular function: kinase activity; ATP binding; pyruvate, phosphate dikinase activity. Lineage: Eukaryota; Viridiplantae; Streptophyta; Magnoliopsida; Malvales; Malvaceae.
UUACUAACUUCACAAGUAAAAUUUAAAACAGCGGUUGAAAACUGAAAAACUGCAAUCAAGUAGCUGAGUAUCAAGGUUCCCACGAGAUUAAACAAAGAGCUGAGCUGAUGAACAUCCCUGCAAUAGACCAAUGGCAUAGAUGGAAACUCUGAUUCUAUGACAUCACUUGUCAAUAUAAAAGGAAACUUUAGCCUUUUGAAAAGCAAAGACUUUGGUCUAUGACAUUCAGAUUCAGUAGCAUAUUCCUGGGUUAGAUUCUUUUUCCUCGUACGAUCAGCUGAAGAUUCAGUCAUUCGAGUUGGUAGGAUUCUGUUUUUGAUAAAACAGAGUCGGACUUGACCAUCAUGGUGAUGGGGCGUGGGCGAGUAUUCAGCUUUGGCAAGGGAAGGAGUGAAGGCAACAAGGGCAUGAAGUCCUUGUUAGGAGGCAAGGGAGCAAACCUGGCAGAGAUGGCCAGCAUUGGGCUAUCAGUGCCCCCUGGAUUUACGAUAUCAACUGAAUCAUGCCAAGAGUAUCAGCAGAAUGCAAAAAGACUACCAAGUGGACUAUGGGAGGAGGUACUGGAAGGGUUGAAAACUGUGGAGGAAGACAUGGGGGCUUUUCUUGGUGACCCUUCGAAGCCACUUCUCCUUUCUGUCCGCUCUGGUGCAGCGAUUUCAAUGCCUGGAAUGAUGGAUACUGUCCUGAAUCUUGGACUAAACGAUGAUGUGGUUACCGGUUUGGCUGCAAAAAGCGGAGAGCGUUUUGCUUAUGAUUCUUACCGACGAUUUCUAGACAUGUUUGGGGAUGUUGUUAUGGGCAUUCCACACUCAUCAUUUGAGGAGAAGAUAGCAAGGAUGAAGCAAUUGAGAGGCGUUGAACUUGACACUGAGCUAACUGCAUCUGAUCUCAAGGAGCUUGUGGAGCAGUACAAGAAUGUCUAUCUCAAAGUCAAGGGUGAAGAGUUUCCUUCAGAUCCAAGGAAGCAGUUAAGUUUGGCCGUUGAAGCAGUUUUUAAUUCUUGGGAUAGCCUAAGGGCCAUUAAAUAUCGGAGCAUUAAUAAAAUAACUGGGUUGAAAGGAACAGCAGUAAACAUCCAAUGUAUGGUGUUUGGAAACAUGGGAGACACUUCAGGGACUGGUGUUCUGUUCACUAGAAAUCCAAGCACUGGUGAAAAGAAGCUUUAUGGGGAAUUUUUAGUUAAUGCACAGGGAGAGGAUGUGGUUUCAGGAAAUAGAACGCCGGAAGACUUGGAUUCCAUGAAAAGUCACAUGCCAGAACCUUACAAAGAACUUGUUAUGAACUGCAAAAUUCUUGAGGAACAUUACAAAGAUAUGAUGGAUAUUGAAUUCACAGUACAAGAAAAUAGGUUAUGGAUGUUACAAUGUCGAUCAGGGAAGCGUACUGGUAAAGGUGCAGUGAAGAUGGCUGUAGACAUGGUUCAUGAAGGGCUUGUUGACACUCGAACUGCAAUUAAGAUGGUGGAGCCACACCAUCUUGACCAACUUCUUCAUCCAUGGUUCGAAGAUCCAUCUGCUUACAAAGACAAAGUGGUUGCUGUGGGCUUGCCGGCUUCUCCUGGAGCAGCAGUGGGGCAGAUUGUAUUCAAUGCUGAGGAUGCUGAACAAUGGAAUGCUGAAGGAAAGACUGUCAUCUUGGUAAGGACAGAGACAAGUGCAGAGGAUGUUGGAGGCAUGCAUGCAGCUGCUGGGAUCUUGACAGCUAGAGGUGGCAUGACAUCUCAUGCAGCUGUUGUAGCACGUGGAUGGGGAAAGUGUUGUGUUGCUGGCUGUUCUGAUAUACAUGUAAAUGACCUUGAAAAGGUUCUUGUGAUUGGGAACAUGAUGCUUAAAGAAGGAGAAUGGCUCUCUCUCAAUGGAACUACAGGUGAAGUGAUCCUGGGAAAACAACCACUCUCGCCUCCGCUAUUAAGUCGUGAUUUGGAAACAUUUAUGUCAUGGGCUGAUGAAAUUAGGCAUCUUAAGGUUAUGGCAAAUGUUGACACACCUGAAGAUGCAUUGACAGCAAGAAAGAAUGGUGCCCAGGGGAUUGGUCUUUGUAGGACAGAACAUAUGUUCUUUGCUUCAGAAGAGAGGAUAAAGGCCGUAAGAAUGAUGAUUAUGGCAGUAACACCUGAACAAAGGAAAGCAGAGCUAGACCUUUUACUUCCUUAUCAAAGAUAUGAUUUUGAGGGGAUUUUCAAGGCAAUGGAUGGCCUUCCUGUAACAAUUCGAUUGUUGGACCCUCCACUUCAUGAGUUUCUUCCAGAGGGUGACAGAGAAAAAAUAGUAUGUGAUUUAGCUUCAGAGACUGGCUUAAGCAAAGAAGAAGUUCACUCAAAAAUUCAGAAGCUAUUAGAAGUUAAUCCCAUGCUUGGUUUGAGGGGCUGCAGGUUAGGGAUAUCGUCUCCCGAGCUUACUCAGAUGCAAGUGCGGGCAAUCUUUCAGGCUGCACUCUCGGUGAGCAACCAAGGAGUUAAAGUAUUUCCAGAGAUAAUGGUUCCACUAGUUGGAACACCUGAGGAACUAGGACAUCAAGUCAGUCUAAUUCGCGGUGUUGCAAAGGAAGUCUUCUCUGAGAUGGGUUCCUCUUUAAGCUAUAAAGUUGGGACAAUGAUUGAGAUUCCCAGAGCUGUCCUGGUUGCUGAUGAAAUUGCCAAGGAAGCAGAAUUCUUCUCCUUUGGGACCAACGAUCUGACACAAAUGACAUUUGGGUUUAGCAGAGAUGAUGUGGGUAAAUUUCUUCCUUUGUACCUAUCAGAAGGCAUCUUACAAAGUGAUCCAUUUGAGGUACUUGAUAAAAAAGGUGUAGGUCAUCUUAUUAAGAUUGCAGUGGAGAAAGGCCGGCAAGCCAGGCCUGGCCUAGAGGUUGGAAUAUGUGGGGAACAUGGUGGGGAGCCUUCUUCAAUAGCAUUCUUUGCAAAGGCUGGAUUUGACUAUGUUUCAUGUUCUCCAUUCAGGGUCCCCAUUGCAAGGCUAGCAGCAGCUCAAGUGGCUCUAUGA